AUGGCGCCAACAACAUCUGAUAAGACGAUUUCAAACUCCAUAAACACCUCACCCACGUCACCACUACAAGACGUCACUAAUCAGACACUCGACCCUGAAAGGGGUGCUUCCAGUUCCAAGAAGGAGCUCAUCAACUUUCUCAGAGGCUGGCCCUCCCCGUCCUUGUUAUCUUCCUCCAUUUUACAGGCCGCCUCGACGGCGCUCCUCUCUGACCCCUCCCUGUUCGUUCCUGCCUUGCAAUACGGCCCAGACCCGGGGUACCAGCCUCUCAGAGAAGAAUUGGCUGUCUGGCUGGAGAAGCAAUAUUCAACCAGCACCAAGAGCGAGGAGAUAUGCAUCACCGGCGGCGCGAGUCAGGGGUUGGCAUGUGUGCUGGCUAGUUUUACUGACCCGUCUUACACCCAGACUGUAUGGGCGUCGGCGCCAUGCUACUACCUCGCCUGUCCCAUCUUUGAGGAUGCCGGGUUUGGUCCAGGACGCAUAAAAGCCGUGCCAGAGGACCAGCAAGGGGGCAUUGAUAUCGACUUGCUGGACACUUUGCUUCAAAAGCACGAGGCCCAGCACCACCAGCCAACUCACAAAGGAGCAGAAAGGAAAAACGCCGGCCCCUACAGAAAGCACUACCACCAUGUUGUCUACCUUGUUUCGACGUGCUCCAACCCUUCUGGGACGACCAUGACGCUGGAGAAGAGAAACCGACUGGUCAAAGUCGCCAGAAGGCACGAUGUGCUGGUCGUGAGUGAUGAUGUCUACGACUUUUUACAAUGGCCUAUCCUGCCAGCCUCCCCCUCGUCUGACCUCGGCCCGUUGCUCCCGCGCCUCUCAGACAUUGACUUGUCAUUGGGUCCCUCAGAGCCCGCAACAAGCUCUGGGAAAUGGUUCGGCAACGUUAUUUCCAACGGCUCUUUCUCCAAACUGCUGGGACCCGGUCUCAGGACGGGGUGGGUUCACGGCACGCCAGACUUCAUCAUGGGGCUGUCCCAGACGGGGGCGACCAGGUCGGGAGGCGCGGCCAGCCAGUUUGCUGCUGCGUUGUUGGCUGAAGUGAUGAAGGCUGGGGAGUUGGAGAGGCAUCUGCAGGAAACGGUCAGGCCCAGUCUGCGGAGACGACAUGAGCUCAUCAUGGAAACGAUCAAGCAGGAGUUGGGAGCGUUGGGGGUGACGGUGGCUGCGCAGGAUGGGGAUAGGUUUGGGGGGUAUUUUGUUUGGUUGACUUUGCCGGAGGGGCUUGACGCAAGGGUGGUGGCGCAAAAGGCCAGGCAAGAGGAGGAGUUGAUCGUGGCAGAGGGGGAGAUGUUUGAGGUGAGGGGAGAUGAGGAAGGGGCGAAGUUUAGGGGGAAUAUCAGGUUGAGUUUCUCUUGGGAGGAGGAGCACAAGAUCACAGAGGGGGUAAGGAGAUUGGGGCGUGUGUUGAGGGGUUUGUCAGGCGAGACUCGAUAGCUGUCGUCAAGGGUAACAAGGUGGGUGUUUUUGGAGGGGCGACUGAUAGGUAGAAAUAACAUCACACUAUGUUAGGGCCGAACUUUGCCACCAUGAGACACAUCAGCCUCGACUGUCCAUAACAAGGA
Molecule: messenger RNA, 1568 nt
Organism: Podospora pseudopauciseta
Lineage: Eukaryota; Fungi; Ascomycota; Sordariomycetes; Sordariales; Podosporaceae
Gene: YEY2
Product: Valine--pyruvate aminotransferase
Exons: 2
Coding region: 1-1440 (479 amino acids)
Biological process (GO): biosynthetic process
Molecular function (GO): L-2-aminoadipate:2-oxoglutarate transaminase activity; pyridoxal phosphate binding
Source: RefSeq, a predicted model, not a curated record